AAAAUAACAGACUGGGUUUUCAUUUGUCAAGUCAAAUGCCUCACCAGUCUUCAUCUUCCUUCUCCUUGCUAUUUCCUACCUAUUUCUCUUGCGCAUAUUAUCAAACACCUUGUGCCAAUUACCCAAAACUGCUGUUGGAUCCCUAAACUUCAGCUAACGAUGGCUCGUUUCAGAUUUCUCUGUUAUCUUGUGUUGAUUCUGAUUUCUCUUGUUCUUCCGCGCCUUGAUGCUGCUGUAGUUGAAGAUGAUCUCAAGUGUUUAGAAGGUUUAAAGAAGUCUUUGGAAGAUCCAGCUGGGAAUCUGAAUUCAUGGAACUUAAAAAAUACUACUAUCGGAGCUAUCUGUAAGUUUACGGGUGUUGAUUGCUGGAAUGACAACGAAAAUCGCAUCAACCACCUCAUUCUUAUGACUAUGAACCUCGGAGGGAAGGUUACGGAGGCUGUACAGUAUUGUGCCAGCUUGACAACCCUUGAUCUCUCUGGUAAUCGCUUUUCUGGUCCAAUUCCUUCUCAAAUUUGUACUUGGCUACCUUUUUUGGUAACCCUAGACUUGUCCGGUAACGAUUACUCCGGCCCUAUCCCUGCUGAACUUGCUAAAUGCACCUUUUUGAAUAAAUUAUCGCUCAGUGAUAACAAGCUUACUGGAAAUAUUCCCCCUGAAUUUUCUAGUUUAGGUAGGCUUAAAAGUUUUUCUGUGGCAAAUAAUCAACUCUCCGGUAGAAUCCCGGCAGCUUUCGAUUCUUCUAACUUUAAUUUUGAAGGAAAUAGUCUCUGUGGUGGACCUUUGGGGAAAUGUGGAGGACUAAGUAAGAAAAGCUUAGCUAUUAUUAUUGCAGCAGGAGUCUUUGGUGCUGCUGCUUCUAUGUUGUUGGCUUUUGGUGCGUGGUAUUGGUUUUUUACCAAGUCUGGAAAGAGGAAGAGAGGGUAUGGAGUUGGGAGAGACGACUCUGAUAGUUGGGCUGAUAAGCUGAGGGCUCACAAGCUCACUCAGGUUAUGCUGUUCCAGAAACCGCUCGUCAAGGUUAAAUUAGCUGAUUUGUUGAUUGCCACAAAUGGUUUCAGGACGGACAAUGUUAUCAACUCAACUAGAAUGGGUACUACUUAUAAUGCUGUGUUACGUGAUGGUUCUGCACUUGCCAUUAAGCGGCUUAACACUUGCAAACUGAGCGAGAAGCACUUUCGUGAUGAGAUGUAUAGGCUAGGACAACUUAGGCAUCCUAAUUUGGUGCCACUGUUGGGGUUUUGUGUUGUGGAAGAGGAGAAGCUUUUGGUUUAUAAACACCUGUCAAAUGGUACUUUGCACUCAUUCUUGAAUGGGAAUGCAAGUGAACUGGAUUGGCCUACUCGGUUUAGAAUUGGUUUCGGUGCUGCUAGGGGCCUUGCUUGGUUACAUCAUGGUGUCCACCCACCUAUCUUGCACCAAAACAUAUGUUCUAAUGUUAUUUUCCUCGAUGAAGACUUUGAUGCUAGAGUAAUGGAUUUUGGGCUGGCAAGGUUGAUGACAUCAGAUGCAAAAGAGUCUAGUUAUGUGAAUGGGGAGUUGGGUGAAUUUGGCUAUGUAGCUCCAGAGUACUCUAGCACAAUGGUGCCUUCACUGAAAGGGGAUGCUUAUAGUUUUGGGGUAGUGCUUUUGGAGUUGGCUACUGGGCAAAAACCUCUUGAAGUUACUGCUGGUGAAGAGGGAUUCAAGGGUAAUUUGGUAGACUGGGUGAAUCAGCUCUCUGCUUCAGGUCGCAUUAAAGAUGCAAUUGACCAAAACAUGCGUGGGAAGGGGCAUGAUGAAGAGAUUGUGCAAUUCCUAAAAGUUGCUUGUAAUUCUGUGGUUUCUCGGCCCAAUGAUAGGUGGUCUAUGUAUCAGGUUUAUGAAGCACUUCAGAGCAUGGCUGAAAAACAGGGUUUCUCCGAACAGUAUGACGAAUUCCCGUUACUAUUUGGCAAAGAAGGUGCUACUAGAAGCCCUGUUUGAAGCCGGAAUUGCGAAAUUAUUACUAAAUGUUCCACUCCAAAUGAACAUGAUGCAUCCUGUUGUAAGUUUUCUGUUCCUAUUGGUGUAAGUGGCAUGGCACUGUUUUGAUUGGCUCAGAAGUACACCCUUUAAAUAUUUCUGUAUUAUAUUUGCAAAAUGCACAAAUCAUUCUUAAGUAUUUGCUUGCUUGAUAUUUGUAGUAUAGGAAGCAACUGAUAAUUAUUGUUCAUGUUUGUGAUUACCCAUUGCCUAUAGCAUUAGAUGUUAUGUAUUCAAAGGAUUCUCAACUGGACGUCUCAUUUACUGGAAACUGGUCUAUAUUACUAUUUA
This is a messenger RNA of Solanum verrucosum, 2295 nucleotides long. RefSeq names its product inactive LRR receptor-like serine/threonine-protein kinase BIR2. The record is from RefSeq and is a predicted model, not a curated record. Gene Ontology annotation, molecular function: ATP binding; protein binding; protein kinase activity. The coding region runs from base 160 to 1965 and encodes 601 amino acids. Lineage: Eukaryota; Viridiplantae; Streptophyta; Magnoliopsida; Solanales; Solanaceae. Gene Ontology annotation, biological process: protein phosphorylation. The transcript has a single exon.